AUGACGUCCAAUAUAACAGAAAAACACGUAAAUGACGGAGAGGAAGAAAAAAAGGUCUCAUUUAUCCAGCUAUUCCGUUUUGCAACAACUUUUGAUAAAAUAUUAAUAGCCUUUGGCAGCAUCGGCGCUAUAGCAAAUGGAACUGCUCUACCAUUAAUGACCAUUGCCUUUGGCGGAAUAAUUACCGCAUUCGCUAACUUUGCUAUUGGAAUUGCUCAAACUACCGACGACGAACAGCGUAGCGCGUUAGCAGAUCAGAUGCAAGAUACGGUUAAGGACAAAUUGUAUUAUUUUAUUGCUCUCGGUGCCGGUACUUUUAUACUAAGUUACUUGCAAAUGGCAUUUUGGAUGGUUGCUGGCGAGAACCAAGCAAAGAGAAUCAGAGAAAAAUACUAUGCAGCAAUUAUGCGACAAGACAUUUCUUUCUUUGAUGCUAUUAGCACUGGGAAUGUAACUAGCCGUAUUUCCGGAGAUAUAUCACUAGUGCAAGAAGGCAUUGCCGAAAAAGUCGGACUUAUUAUUCAAUAUCUUACAACCUUUGUUGCUGGUUUCAUUAUAGCAUACACCAAACAAUGGAAACUAUCGCUUGUUCUAACUGCCGCAUUCCCAUUACUCGCUGCUGCCGCGGGCCUAAUGUCUAAAAUUCUAGCUGCAGCAAGUAAAGACAGUCAAGAUGCCUAUGCUGCCGCAGGUGCUGUGGCCGAACAAGCAUUCUCUAGCAUUAGAACUGUCGCAGCAUUUGGUGGAGAAGAACGUGAAACUCAACGAUACAUUAGUAAGCUAGACAGAGCAUAUAAAGUUGGGAAGAAAAGAGCGUUAGUUAACGGUGUCGGCAUGGGAUCGAUUAUGUUUACGUUAUUCGCAACGUAUGGUUUAGCAUUUUGGUAUGGUGCUACUCUUAUAGUUGAUCACUACACGGAUGGCGGAACGGUGUUGAACGUAUUCUUUGCGAUUAUUAUCGGUGCUGUUCAACUGGGACAUGCCGCUCCUAAUUUCGCUGCUAUCGGACACGCUCUCGGUGCUGCCGCUAAAUUGUACGAGGUGAUCGACCGUGUUCCCAAGAUCGAUUCCGAAUCCACUGCUGGCACUAAAUUGGUCAAAGCAAACGUGGUUGGAAAAAUAGAAUUCAAGAAUGUCGAUUUUCACUAUCCUCAAAGACCAGACGUUCCGAUAUUGAAGAAUUUCAAUUUAACAAUACAACCAGGGCAAACCGUCGCACUUGUUGGAAGUUCGGGAAGUGGAAAGAGCACCAUUGUCAGUCUGUUGGAACGCUUUUAUGAUCCAGUAAACGGAGAAGUAUAUUUAGAUGGGGUGGACAUAAAAAGUAUCAAUAUCAAAUCGCUUAGAAGUCAAAUCGGUCUUGUGGGACAGGAACCAGUUUUAUUCCCAACGAGCAUUGCUCAAAACAUCGAAUGGGGUGCCAUACCCGGGGAAAAGGAACCUACAAUGGAUGAGAUAAUUGAAGCAUGUAGGAAGGCCAACGCACAAGAAUUUAUCGAAGAACUGUCUGAAAAGUACGCUACGGAUGUUGGCGAAAAGGGCUCUCUCCUCUCUGGUGGACAGAAACAACGCAUCGCUAUUGCUAGAGCAUUAAUAAAAGAUCCACGACUCCUUCUUCUGGAUGAAGCCACUUCUGCAUUAGAUACUGAAUCCGAACGGUUGGUCCAAACUGCUCUCGACGCUGCCGCUGCGAACAGGACGACUGUAGUUGUUGCUCAUCGAUUAUCAACAAUAAAAAACGCCGAUUUGAUUGUUGUCAUGAACAAGGGUGUAAUAAUCGAAAUGGGAAAACACGACGAUUUGAUUUCCAAGGAGGGCGUCUACUUUAAUUUGGUCAAGGCUCAAGAGCUAAAGACAAAGAAGGAUACCGAAAAACAAGAAGAUGACGAAGAUGAUUCUUCAUCCUCUGGCCAAUCGGACGAGAUUACUGUUGACAUGAACGGACCAAAGUCGCGCGAAAUGAUGAGAAGAAUGUCUACAAAAGCAUCAGUUGCCAAGUCUUUCAAAUCUCAACAAGAAAUCGAAGAGGAAGAAAUCGAAAAGAAUAAAAACAAGAAAACUCCUCUCGGUCGUAUCUUUAGAAUGAACAAGCCAGAGGCUGGUUUUAUGGCUAUCGGUGCCCUUGGUGCUAUUGUAAAUGGAUCAGUAAUGCCGCUAUUCUCUCUCGUGUUCUCUACUAUUCUCGAUAUAUUCUCCAAGACUGACGAUCUUCACAAGAUGCAACACGACGCCAAUUUCUGGGCUGGCAUGUUUGUUGUAUUGGCGGGAGCAGCAUUCAUUGCUAACGCUGCACAGCAAGGUCUAUUCAUACUAUCUGGCGAACGUCUAACUCGAAGAUUACGUAGUCUCACAUUUGCAGCUCUCAUUAAACAAGAGAUUGGUUUCUUUGAUGAUGAACAUAAUGCGACCGGAGUACUUACUUCAAAGUUGGCUGUCGAUGCAUCAAGAGUGGAGGGCCUUACCGGUAGUCUCAUGGGCGCGAUUCUUUCGACAGUCUCUAGCACAGUGACUGGACUAACAAUUGCGUUUUCUGCUGGAUGGAAGUUGGCCCUAGUCGUGACAGCGGCAUCGCCUGCUAUAAUCGCAUCCGGCGCGUUGCAAAUGAAGUCGUUGGCGGGAUACGGAAACCAGACACGUAAAGCGUACGAUAAAUCGGGACAAGUGGUACAGCAGAGCGUAUCCAACAUGAGAACCAUCGCUGCCUUGACAAGAGAAGACACAUUUAAAGAGUUGUAUAAUAGUGCCAUUUUGGAACCACAUAGGAUAGCAGUGAAGGGUAAUUACAUAAGCUCUCUCGGAUUUGGAUUGUCUCAAGGUCUCUUGUUUUUCGUAUGGGCUCUUGCAUUCUGGUACGGAAGUCGACUCAUGGGCAAGUUUGAAUACACACAGGAGCAGACGUUGCGUGCACUAUUUGCGGUAGUAUUCUCUGCCAUGUCGCUUGGACAGAUGUCGUCGUUUGCCCCAAGUUCAGCGAAAGCCAAAAUUGCUGCUAUCAACGUGUUGGAGAUACUAGAUCGUAAGAGUCUUGUUGACGCAUCCGAUGUUGAGGGCAAAGAAAUGCCUGCUCCUAUUACCGGUACAUCGUCUAUCUCGAAUGCCGUGUUUAAUUACCCAGCUAGACCGGAUGUGCCUAUAUUGAAAGGAUUAAAUAUAGAUAUAUUGGCAGGAAAAACUAUCGCUCUCGUUGGUCCAUCUGGUAGUGGAAAGAGUUCGACCGUGUCGCUGUUGUUAAGAUUCUAUGACGUCUUAUCAGGACGAGUGAGCGUGGAAGGAGUUAACGUGAAGGAUAUGAAUUUACAAUAUCUUCGAUCGAAUAUGGCAUUAGUAGGACAAGAGCCGGUAUUGUUCGACUUGACUAUUGGCGAAAAUAUAGCAUAUGGAAAAGAAGGAUGUAGUCAAGAGGAGAUUGAGCAAGCAGCAAAAGCAGCGAAUAUUCACAACUUUAUAAUGAGCCUUCCACUCAAGUACGAUACACGAGUCGGCGAGAAGGGCACACAGUUGUCAGGAGGACAGAAACAGCGUAUAGCUAUUGCACGUGCAUUGAUUCGUCAUCCCAAGAUUCUUCUUCUUGACGAGGCUACGUCUGCGCUAGAUAGUGAGAGCGAGAAAGUUGUGCAGGAUGCGCUUGACAAUGCGUCAACUGGACGUACUACCAUCACGAUUGCCCACAGAUUAUCAACUAUUCAAAAUGCAGAUUUAAUAUUGGUACUAAAGAAAGGAAGGGUGGUUGAGCAAGGUACACAUUUACAAUUAAUCAACAUGAAAGGACUAUAUAAUGAUUUAGUUACCAAACAGGCAUUGAUUAAUAAGGAAAGUGCAUAA
Molecule: messenger RNA, 3822 nt
Organism: Paraglomus brasilianum
Lineage: Eukaryota; Fungi; Glomeromycota; Glomeromycetes; Paraglomerales; Paraglomeraceae
Source: the annotation of a GenBank genome assembly